AAGGUAACAGGCAGGCACAUCGGCAGAUAGCAAGGCGCUGUGAUGGCUGUGGAAAGUCGGCAUCGUCAGCGAAAAAGUCAAAGAAAAACAAGGAAAGCAAUGUACAUGUGACAACAUGGACGAAUAUCUUGUUGCGUUAGAAGAUUUAUCUGUCCUUAGCUGCUUAUAACUGUUUCUGUGUCGUGCUUGAUCGUGGCUGAACUCGUGCGGAGGGACCAGCCCAAAAAUCGAUAUGUCCACCGCGUUCUCGGACGAAGGAUCUUUGCCAGACAGCAGUGAUCAAGAUGAUCGGGAGCCCCUCGAUCAACGAGUCCAGUUUGAACUGGAACGCCUGAAUACGGCCACAGAGCUUAUAAAUAAGCUGGAAAUCGAACUUGAUGAAGCAAGGUCCAAUUUUCGCCUGCUUCUGUCGGAGUCGUCACAGAAGAUUAAUCAACUUGCCAGAAAGCUGGGAAGCCAUGUAGAAAAAGCACGGCCUUAUUAUGAGGCUAGGAUGAAAGUGAAAGAGCUGGAAGAUGCAGCGCGCAAAGCCUCUCUGCGACAUGAACGGGCGUCGCUGGCGCAUUGCACAGCCCGACAGAUGGUGGCACUGGCGGAAGAAGGCCUGCGGCGUCAAGGUGCCCAGGGUUCUCUGGACCCUGUCUUUCAAGAAAUGCUCAACCAGGCUACUGUUCGGGUGAACGAGGCCGAGCGUGAGCGGGUGGUGAGCCGGGCCGAGCAGGGGCGACUAUGGCACGCCUGCAAAGGCCAGCAGCAAACAGUGCUUGAUCUGCACCAGGCUCUCAAAAAGUCAAUUGUCAAGGCCAGUCUGUCAGCACGCAGAAGUUUGCUACAACUUAACAAUUUAGCAAACCAGCAUGAACUUCAGUUGCUGCCAUACUUUGAGAUGAAGGCACAGCUAAAUGAAGCUCUUGAGGAGCAGAAAAAACGAGUCUUCCACAUGGAAGAGGAUGUCAUGCGGGUCAAGUUCUCGUACACCGAGGCUCUGCACAACUUGGAGCAAAUCAGCGACCAGAUGCACCAGGACCGCCUGCUGAUGCCAAACAGCAGCAGUAGCGGCAGCAGUCUGCUCAGCAGCGAUGACUGCUGCGGCCGUGGUAGCAGUGAUGAUGGCUUUGCCCACGCCGUGGGUGAUGGGUUCCCACAGCGUCUAGUGAAAUCCUCUAGCCUUUCUAGCUCAGAGAUGCUGAAAAUAUAUGAGGAUAUCUGCUGUGAAGAGACAUAUCGAAAAUUGCCUGAGCCUCGAAGAACUCAAAGGCAUCCAGCAGGCAUUCGAAGGGCCUUUUCUGAGGGAGGUCAUCAACCUGCGAUGUGCCCAUCACCAUCACCAGCUAGUCAGCACAGAGGACUUGUUUCAUCACUUGUUGACCGGGUGUUUCCGACCAAGCCUUCUCAAACACAAGUCAGAGAGGAGAAGCCUGUGAGGGUUGCACAAUCUGCUGUGCCGACAUUAAAGCAGUUAGUUGCUGCAGUGAUAGACCAGAUGUUCCCGGACACCACCCAGUGCAAUGGCAACGAAGAAAUUAUGCUUGAUCUAACUGCACCUGCUCGAAACAACAAUGGUGCCCCUGGUGUUCCCCUUGCCACCCUUGCCACCCUCGAAGACCUUUCGCCAGUCAUUGCUUUGGAUAUUGAGGCAUCAUUGGCAAAAGCAGCUCGAAGACUCACUCUGGACGGGACUUCCCAAAGGCUGCAGACAGUCGAGGAAGGCUCUGACACUGACAGUCUCCUAAGCACAGGCACCGGUGGCACUCUCGAUGAUCGGCAAAUUGACUGCCUUCUGCUAGACCGCGUGCUCGAACAGGACUACCAGGAGGUGCUGAACUCCUGCAGGGACUCCUCACAUUUGUAGGAAGGGCUUGUCAAAGACGUGCAAAUGAAUGUUGCUAUUUAUGUGUGUUAAAGCGCGAGGUUAGCUGUGUCAUUGUAUAUGGUGGAUGGAGUGUGGCAGUGGUGCAUGAACGCUGUUAAGUCUGUGCUGCCAUCUCUUGUGCAUUGUAUUAGUAAAUGCUUUUGAAGCUACUGUCAGGCAUAUAAAUUCGGCACAAUGUGUUUGUUGCCUACAUGUCUGAGUUAUGCUUUUAGUUCACAGAACAGUGAAGGGGUUGUAGGGAUACUUACUUACAAUUACCUAGAGAGAAAAGCGGCACUACAGUCCUGCUGCAUGCAAGGGAAUGCUAGCAAGCAGUGGCUUCUGAUUGUUUUUCUCUGAGAGGCAAAAUAAAUUGAACAUUAAACAGGCACUGCUGAUGGAGUGACCUGUAUUCUGUCUGUAAUAAUGAUUUAAUCUCUACCAAAAGAAAUUUGCAAUGUGCUGCAUUCCUUACAUUAAUACAGUUGAACCUCGAUAUAACAAACACAAUUAUAUGAUGAAUUAUCUGAUAUAACGAAGUAAAUAUAAAAUUUAGUUGGCCACAUUUUAUUUUCAUAGAGUGUUCUACUGCUAUAACGAAAUUGAAUAUGUAUCCAAUUCGGUAGUGGUUACAGCGAAGCAAAUAUUUGUUUGCAGGUACCUUAAAAUGUAUAUAUCUUGGCAACAAAAAAUGUCAAAUACAGUUGCUGACCGAUUUUUCAAACACCUUUCGGACUUGUGCAAUUAUUUGCAUUUCCCUGUGGUACUGCCAACUAGCCCUACUUCUAGCAUUAAAAUAAUGACAGAGAUUUCGUUUUCCAGCAUGAAUUGGCACAAUGUUUCCGGCAUGAAUAGCGUGUGCUGUGCCACAAUCAAAUCGGCCAUGAACAAAGUUGUUGUCAUGCCAAAUGGCACAAAACCACAACUUUUGUUGCCAACUUCCAACGAAACGAUGAUAGUUAGGCUUAGCAGCCAAAGCAGUAUGAUCAUCAGACUGGCUGGUGACAAGCUGUCGCGGGGAAGCUAGAAUGCCGGAAGCCAACUAGAAUGCCUCGCUAUCGUAUGCAGAAUCCGCUUGUGUCCCAAUGAUGGUGGGACACAAAAAAUGGCAGCAAAGGUGUUAGCUGUUUCAAAAUGGCAGGUGAUUUGAACCAACCGGGUGACGUUUCGAAGGAGCCACAACGACGCAUUUUGUUCUUUAGAUGACGCUUUUAAAAAGGUUGCAGUUAGAUGUUAAAAAGUGGCAGGAACAAAAAUUAAGGUGGUGUCAGACGAAAGUGGUGUCAAAUCAUAAUGGCCGAUGUUAGCUACAGUGUUCUUAAAUUUUUGAAGUUUUUAAGGCCGAGUUUACAUAUAACUAUCUACUGAUAUAACGGCCACUUUUUGCAGAACUAACAAGUUUGUUAAAAAUGGGUUCGACUGUAUAUGCAAAUGAACUUUAAUGCAAAGUUUAUUAUGGAAAAGCGAAGGCUUGUUGUGGAAACUUAAUUCCUAAAAAGCUUAAUUUGUGUCUUUUUAUAAGCCAAGCAGCAUUCAAAACAAGCUAAACAUUCCAUAUCUCAGCAUUCCCUUGUUGGCACAGUGCUUGUUAAGAUAACUCACAUAGACGGUGACAACACAUUUCUCACCAGGUAGUAUUCCUGUGGCAUGGACACAUGGUAAAUUUUGCAAUGCUGAGGCAAAUUUGUAAUGUACGGUAUGCUCUCUUCUAGGAGUCGUCAGAUUCUGCUGGCCUUUUUCCAUGUAGCCAGACAAACAACCCGAUGGUGCGCAAAAAAUGGCUCUUUAAGUGGUUGCAAUGUGUAAUGGCUUUCCUGGUCUCUAAGAACUCUGCAGGCUUUAUAGUACUCAAUACCAGUUUACUUGUUUGCACUGGCCAUGGGGGUAGUUGUUCUUUGCUUGCAUCAUGGCAGCCAUGUAGUUAGUCCUACUGCAAUUGUUUACUCGCUAUGAAAAACGAUGUGUCAUUUCUGUGAGUUUGCUUCUCUUGCUGGGGGAUAACUGUUUCUGAGAUAAUUCACCUGAUGGCUGAAUUGGGCAGUGUCCACCAAACUGAUCACUUUUAAUGCAGUGAAUGGCGGUAAUGUUGUGAUCAAUGAUGUGACCAUUAGUGUCGGUGCAGACUGCUGGCAUCAAGAGUAGCUAGGAAUAAAUCUGCUCAUGCUGUUGUCAUGCUGAUCCAAGUGACCAUGGUAAUCCAAGAAACAUCCAAUUAUGAUUUGAAUGUCUUGUUAUACAGGGAUAUUCAUGCUGGUUAUCCAAAGGAUAUCUUUGUGGCAUAAUAUCCACAUGUAUGGAAGCUUACAUAAAAUUCCCAGUGGACGUACAUACAAUGGAUGCUUACUAAUUCCUGUUCUGGCAUUUCACAAUAUGAAGGUUCUGCCACUUAACGUUCUUUUGUCGUCUCUUCCCCAAAAAAAUUAUGGGUAAAAUGUCAGUAAUAGAAAUAAAUGUACAAACUCUGACACAGAUCUAAACGUUUUCUACCAUUCAUGUCCUCAUGAAAACAUAUUCUCAUGAAGCUGAAUAGGUAACAAGAAUUGUUGGAAAAUGUAAAUAAAUGUAAAUUGAAAGAUACCAUGUGAUAAAUCUUGAUCACAUUGAGUAUGUAAUGCAUUUUUACAACUGGCAAAAUUCACUAUCAUAACUUUACACCUGUGUCUUGGGCCAACACCCAUUUGUGGCCCAGUUGUUGCUUGCAUAUAACUGCGAGCAAACUGAAGCUAUGUGGUUCUAAAGGAGUUGGAUUACCCGCACGCGAUUGAAUUUAAUAUUUACUUUUUUGCUUAAGAUAAAUAAACUUGUACUUCUGGCAUGCAAUAUGCUUGCCUAUGUCGAUCCAAGUGGAAGUCUGUCAGGAAUUUGAAGAUACCUUACAGAUAUCUAGGGUAUCCAAACAGGAUUUCCAGUUAUCGUUCAGCGAAUGUUCAUGGUUACUUGAAGGAGCCGAUGUUAUGCCGUGAACUGUGGCGGAAUUGUUGACAAAUCACAGGAGCUAUAGAAAUAAAAUAUCAAAACCGUCUGUUACUUUUCUUAGUGCAUUGCAUUUUGAGCUGCUUUGUAAAAAUGUGCUAUGCUUUCAUGAUUGUGAAAAAUAAUUUUAAAAAUAAUUAGGAAAUGGAUGUUACUGUUAUGAUUUGAUAAUCAUUUUACUGUCUACAUAUACAGUUUUUGUUGAUGAGAAUCACUAGAUGUGGAGAAACACAGCAACAGCUUAACUUGUUUUCCUUAGCACAUGUAAAUUUGAACUGUUUUUGUUUGACCUUCAAGAAGCACUCAUACAAGAAAGUAACUGGAGAAAGGGUAAUGAAAUUAGAUUGACUGAGUCAUGGCAACAUCCCAAAGCAAUGCUAGGGCUUAGUAAUGGAUAACAUCACCAUAGUUUGCUAAGUUGUUUACUGCCGCCUAAUUGGUACUUUUGAUGCCUGUAUAAUUUCAAUAGGUUAUUACGGUGUUGUACAUUGCUGGUACGCCUUGGAUAUUAUUUAGACAGGCUCAGUUGCAAUGAAGAUGCAGCAGAUGACAUACUAUGCUCCCUCUGAUUGUGUUUAAAAUGUGGCAGCUCAUUAGCACUCAUUCUUGGCAGCGAUUGUGCGCGUCUUAGUGCACUUCAGAAAAGAGACAUCUGUUGGAUGAGGCAAUUACCAUGGUGGAGUACAGGCAGAUGAAAUGAUGUUCCAUUUAUUGAUUAGCUGUUGUAAUUUUUACCUAUUUCAUACUCUAUAGCCCAAGGCAUGUUUUGUGCUUCAAUUUCAUUGUGAAUUGCUAUGAAUGUUCCUUUCUUAUCUUCAACUAUGUGAUAUUAGCUGCAGUUUUAUUCUAGUCAAGAGAGUUAAAUGCACACAAAGUUAUUGUUGCAUUGCCUUCUGUAAGCAUAUUUUCAUGCAGCUUCGUGUUUUCCUAGAUUUUUUUUAAAUACAUAUAUGAGUGCAAUACAAUUUAUCUGAUGCACUUCUGUGUGUGGUCUUAGGACAGUAUUGCCAUACUUUACUGAAUUCUGAGGAGUUGUCUUAAUUCACUGUUGUUCUCAAUUUUUCUUUUCCUCGCUCUCAAUUGGUGAAGAGGACAUCUCUCUUCUUUUGUCCUGACAGGUAUACCUCAAAGUUAUGACCUCAAUUUAAAUGUGCAAAUCAUUGGUUCUCUUUAUUUUUCUUAUGUUGGCGGGAAAUAAUAAAAGGAUUGUUACGUAUGUAUGCUACAUAUGGAAAACUCCACCUUGUGUGUUUCAUCAUGUGCAAUAUGAAUAAACAAAGGAAUGAAAA
Dermacentor andersoni is the source of this 6114-nucleotide messenger RNA. RefSeq lists its product as uncharacterized. NCBI's taxonomy places the organism in Eukaryota, Metazoa, Arthropoda, Arachnida, Ixodida, Ixodidae. Gene Ontology annotation, molecular function: protein kinase inhibitor activity. The record is from RefSeq and is a predicted model, not a curated record. Gene Ontology annotation, cellular component: cytoplasm. Gene Ontology annotation, biological process: intracellular signal transduction.